This is a messenger RNA of Trichoderma atroviride IMI 206040, 832 nucleotides long. Lineage: Eukaryota; Fungi; Ascomycota; Sordariomycetes; Hypocreales; Hypocreaceae. The record is from RefSeq and is a predicted model, not a curated record.
GCCUCCCAGCCCUCUUUGCUUGGAUCCGCGGGUAUCCUGCUUGGGACGCGCCUCGGAAAUGGCAUGGUCCUGGCUCUGAAUCCAUCAAUGUGACAUGGAGAUGGCCUCUUGGCCUGCCUGGUCCGAACAUCACUUGAGAAAAGGGGGGUUGACACAACAAUCUUUUCAUCCCAGAAGCUUCGAUGCUCCUCCAACAACCGCACGCACUAGAGCCAAACCAGCAUCGAAUGAUUGGAUCUUGGAGACCUGGGAGCAACACAAGGCGAGCAGAUGGCGUCGAGGGCGGCUUCGGGACCCAAUGAUGUUGCCAACCACUAUCUUUGCUAAUUGCGGCUUUGCAACGCCGUGGCAAUUAUCGAGGCCCUCAGCUGAGCAACGCCAUCUGUGUAUGCUUGUACUAUGUACAAUCCGAGCGGCAGACCACGGGGGAGAUGACGGCGGUUGGAGCUCUGCGGCCAAGUUGCCGACUGCCUUACAACAAGCUAUACAAGGGCUCUCCGCAUGGGCAGUCUGUACAGUAGUUUACAUGAGGCAAAACAGCGAGCAUGGAUCGUCAAACAGGCUUGAUGGGCGUUCCAGCAAACAUCAACAUCAAAACACUAAACUUCCAUGGCGUCAAUGAUCAGCAAACAAUGAUGCAAAUUUUUUGUUCCUCCUCCUUCUGUCUUUCGAUCUUCCUUUUUCCUCUUCGAUUCACAGAUCUGAUAGAAACCAAGCAACGGAUCAGCCGAUGCGGAGCAAGGAGUCCGCCUUGGCUAACCGGGCAGACUUUUCUGAAAUGUCUACACCAUUGUGCACUCACACACUCGCUCACACUCACACUCACACUCAC